AUGGAUGUCGACAUUACUCUCCUGUCUGCACUUCAAUCGACAACCGAGAACGCCAACACGUUUGUGUAUGGCGUGAGCUACGGCACGUACCUUGUCGAGCGCUUGAUGCAACUCGAGAACCCGAGUAUCAAGGGCUACAUCCUCGACGGGAUCGUGGCCAACUCGGGCAGCAAGGACAACAAGCUCACGGUCUUUAACGACUGGGACAAGGAAGUCGACGAAGCUGCGCAAACGUUUAUUGAUCUGUGCAAGACCGACACGUAUUGCAGCAGCAAGUUCCAGACGCUGGACCUUCGCACGACCAUGGUGACAAUGUACUCGACGAUGGACCGCAACCCAAAGAGCUCCCAGUGCGCGAUGGCACUCUCGUCGUCGUCGAGCACACCGUCGGCAGUGCUUCGGUCGCUCUUUUCGGACCUCCUGCAAAGCCAGAGUCUCCGUGCCCUCAUCCCGGCACUCGUGUACCGCUUCAACCGCUGCAAUCAAGCCGAUAUUCUCGCAAUCGCCAACUUUGCCACUCAAGUUCAAAACAUGGGCAACACGCAGGACGAGUCGGAUGCGCUCGAGUCCACCAUGCUUCACAACCUCAUUGUGGUGUCUGAACUCUGGCGGACGCCCACGGAAUCCUACGACACCCUCCAGAAGACGUUUAUGAACACACUCAUCGGCAGCAACAUUGCAAGCUUGGUGACGACCUACUGCAUUGCCAGCGGCGGCAAGGACCCCAACUGCGCUCAAGAGCGCUCGCCGGGCAACGACUACAAGUGGCAGUACCCGCGCGACUCGCACUACGACGUGCCGAUCACCCUCUCCAAAGGCACCAGCGUUCUGCUGUUGAGCGGUCUCUUAGACCCGCAGACCGCGGCGAGAGGCGCUCGCAACCAGUACGACAGCUUCAUCGGGACGGCCAAGCGCCUCGUCGAGUUCAAUUACUCUGCCCACGGCACGAUCAUCAACACGCCUGUGACAACCCUGGGCGGAGCUCCGUGCGCGGCCCAGCUCGUUGGCUCGUUCGUUUCGGUCAACGGCGAUGUGACGGCACUUGACACAAGUUGCCUCGCGACCGUUGCCCCCAUGAGCUUCCAGAUCAAGUCGUCAUUGGCCCAAACACUCAUGGCGACGUCCGACAUCUACGACGGCACGCCCACCAAGCAGUACAAGGCCUCGUCGACGGCGCCGCCGGCCGAUAAGGUCAGCGACGGGUCGGCGGCGACAUCGACCGACGAUGCAAGCGCGGGUGUGUCGGCGGGCUACCGCACCGCCACGAUCAUUGGUUUUGUUCUGGCGGCGUUGCUGGCCAUUGGCCUGGUGAUUGUUGUGCGUCGGCAGCGCAAGCAAGCCGCGGCAACGACCAGCAUUUACGUCGAGCCCAUCGAGCAUUCGUCGGCGCCUUAA
Molecule: messenger RNA, 1395 nt
Organism: Saprolegnia parasitica CBS 223.65
Lineage: Eukaryota; Oomycota; Saprolegniomycetes; Saprolegniales; Saprolegniaceae
Exons: 7
Coding region: 1-1395 (464 amino acids)
Source: RefSeq, a predicted model, not a curated record